This is a messenger RNA of Penicillium nucicola, 1818 nucleotides long. Its product is annotated as acetyltransferase SAS4-like domain-containing protein. The record is from RefSeq and is a predicted model, not a curated record. Gene Ontology annotation, cellular component: SAS acetyltransferase complex. The transcript is spliced from 2 exons. NCBI's taxonomy places the organism in Eukaryota, Fungi, Ascomycota, Eurotiomycetes, Eurotiales, Aspergillaceae. Gene Ontology annotation, molecular function: histone acetyltransferase activity. The coding region runs from base 1 to 1818 and encodes 605 amino acids.
AUGGCCCUUCUGUCACGGCCCUCCCUCCGCUCUGUGCGACGGGAAGAACCUGACGGCCCAAAGAAACAUCGCCUGAACCGCCGCCGCAGCUCACCAGACUGCCUGGACACCACAACCCCAGACCCCAAACCGCGCUCGAAUCUCCCUCUAAAACUUGCGCGCCCGCGGACCUCGAACCGCCGCGACUCCUCGGCCUCCGUUGACUCGGUCGCCUCGCAAUUGGCGACGCCGGCGGCUCGCAACGGGAUUGGCAGGACCCGCGCCCGUGAUCCUACACCGGCGAUCGCGACCGACUUAUGGUCGAGGGAGUCGCCUGAUCCCUUGGAUACAAUCUCGCCCGCACCAUCGUCGGUCGCGUCGAAGCCGCGGCCUGGGACCCCGGCGUUGACGGCGAGAUCGGAGUUCAAGGCUGCUGUUUCGCCGGUGACUCGCGCGACUCGUCGGGUGGAUACGCGGGUGUCGAAUGACGGGCAGGAAAAGGGCAACGGGCAUGAUGGGGGUGACGGAGGCGGCGAUGGCGCGGCUGAGAUGAGGUUAACGCGAAAUCGCAACAGCGAUGCGGGCGACGGCGCGCAGCCCGAGGCCGAUGAGAAGCAGACUGGGCGGCGGUCGUUGCGUUCGACUGAUACUGGGUCACGGUGUAAGAGUGAGCUUGCACAGUACUUCCAUAGCUAUGAGCAGAUCAUCAGUUUGGACGACCCUGAGCCAGAAUCUCUCAGUGCCAAAACCACCAUCAUACUCCUCGAUAACCUCUUCCAACCUCUGCCAUUCCCCUCACAACCCGACCCGACGCCUUUUGGCAACCCUCUCCUCAAACUGUACGGCUGCGAGAAGAUCAACCUCCGUGAGCCGGCCGCAAGUCCAACUGCUAUCGACCCGCUCAGCGCAGAGACAUACUUCCGCGCGCAUCGCAAGUUCGAGCGCCAGGAGAAACAGCUACGAAAUAUUGAACGAGACCGCGCACAGCAUGAACAGCAGGUCCUGGAACGACUCCUCGACGAGCUCCGUGGCCACGACUGGUUACGGGUGAUGGGAUUGCCUGGGGUUCACGAGAGCGAAAAGAAGCAGUACGAGCCUAAGCGGGACAUUCUCAUCUCGGAGCUAGUCGCGCUGGUCAACAAAUUCCAAGCCUGGAAAGACGAAGAACGACGCCGCAAGCUCGCCAGAGAGAAGCCCGUUCUCGACGAAUCCGAUGCCGCAUCUCGGAACCAACCUCGCAAACGCUCCCGUCCAGCAGAGGAUAUAGACAGCUCCCCGGCACCAGGGCUAGACAUGCUAAGCACACCCGAUCCCAACGACGUGGACGCAUUAGCAGCGCGCCAGCUCCACCAAGAAGCGCGAGCAUCCGCCCCCAAACCACGCAAACAAUCAACAUCCCGAAAACCCAUCCCAAACACCAAAAUCACCCGCACAGAUGGCGAAAGCCAUAGCCACAGCCACAGCCAUGGUCAUACUCAUGGUCAUCCCAAUGCCGCCGAAACACCCUCCGUCCCGCAGACAAGCCCAAAAGCAAAGAAAAAGCCCGAUCCAACUCCACCAAAGAACCUCAAGCAAAUGCCUCUCUCCUUCUUCUACGAACCCGUUGUCAAAGAUAAACCCUUCACUUCGUUUUUCCGCCAAAAGCACGUCCGGGAAGCAGCCAUCGCUGCUACCAAGGGUGAUCGCCGCGGUGGCUCUCGCUCCUCACUUGCGUUUGGUCAACCUGUUCCUGACCAGGUCGAGCACGAGUUCGAGCCGCCGGCGGAACUUCUUACAGAUGAGGCAAUCACUGCUUCUCAACGGAAGAGACGGAGACUUAAGCGGCAGAGUCAUGGGUGA